AUGACUGCUGACGCAAACCGUGCCGAGUCCUUGGUAUGUAUGGACAAAGCCAGAGAAGCUCUCAGAAAUGGGGAUACAGAAAAGGCUAAGCGUAUGCUUGGCAAGGCCAAAAAGCUAGACCCUAGCCAGGAUAUUGAAUUCCUCUGGAAGAAAGCGGACUCAAUGGGCGCGAAUAGUGAAUCUUCAUCGCGUGACUCAGAAGAACGUAGUUAUGCUCACGACGAUCACUACGAGGAGCCCAACCUUCGAAGUCGACGAACACAGAAGUCUGCUCCUAGAACAGGUGCUUUCACUUCUGAUAGCAAAAUAAACGGGAAUGUUGGCGAAUCUAGUAAAGCGCGGACAGCAAAGUCACGAUCAUCAUCGCGUACCCCAAAAUUAGGUGUCGAUUACACAAAAGAGCAAGCUGACCUUGUUGAACGAAUCCGGCAUUGUAAAGACUACUAUGAAAUACUCAAUGUGUCAAAAACGGCAUCUGAUGCAGAAAUAAAGAAGGAGUAUAGAAGAAUGGCCCUACAACUUCACCCAGAUAAAUGUAGAGCACCGCAUUCGACUGAGGCAUUUAAAGCUUUGGGGAAUGCAUACGCAGUAUUGUCCAACGAAGAGAAGCGAAAACAAUAUGAUAUGUAUGGCACAUCUGACAAUGUGAAUAAUGUAAGCAGAGGACCGAGAGGGGACUUCUUCGAGUACGAUUACGCUCACGGGUUUGAUGCUGAUUUCUCACCAGAAGAGAUAUUUAAUAUGUUCUUUGGUGGCGGGUUCCCCUCGGAGUCGGUGAGGAGAGGACGACAUUUCCAUCAUACAUCUCACACUCACAGCACUCGCAAUCAAAAUGAAAGUCCCUACACACCCUUGUUACAACUUCUUCCUUUAAUUGCGAUCCUCGUUUUGGGUCUUCUUGCUCAGCUGAUGGUUGGCGAUCCAGCCUAUUCUUUACAUCACACGAGCAAAUACCCUGUCAAACGGCUGACUCAAAGUGAUUUGAAGGUGCCCUAUUUUGUGCGUAGCGACUUUGAGCAAGCAUAUCGUGGAAGAAUCCACCAGGUAGUGAUCGAAGCACAAGUUGAGGACGAAUACAUCCAGGGGUUACGGAUGAACUGUUAUAAGGAACAGAAUCAACGUGAAACCUUAAUGUAUCGUGCUCGAUGGCAGCGUGACGAAGAUCUGUUGAGACGAGCGAAUCAAAUGCCAAUGCCUCAUUGUGAUCGUCUCAAAGAAAUAUACAGUCACUAG
Molecule: messenger RNA, 1233 nt
Organism: Haemonchus placei
Lineage: Eukaryota; Metazoa; Nematoda; Chromadorea; Rhabditida; Trichostrongylidae
Source: the annotation of a GenBank genome assembly